Messenger RNA from Colletotrichum godetiae, 953 nucleotides. Its product is annotated as PRELI-like family protein. Gene Ontology annotation, biological process: phospholipid transport. The record is from RefSeq and is a predicted model, not a curated record. Gene Ontology annotation, molecular function: phosphatidic acid transfer activity. The transcript has a single exon. Lineage: Eukaryota; Fungi; Ascomycota; Sordariomycetes; Glomerellales; Glomerellaceae. Gene Ontology annotation, cellular component: mitochondrial intermembrane space. The coding region runs from base 114 to 701 and encodes 195 amino acids.
ACAACGUCGAAAACUUUCCCGCCCGCUCCAUCACACGAGCUUCUACCUCCUACGUUCCCGCAAAUUGAUACCCAGAAGUAAUACCAAACCACCACUAAAAAACUACAUUCAAGAUGAAAGUCUUCUCCAACGCAGUAACCUUCAACUACUCCUGGGAAGAGGUCUCAGCAGCAAAUUGGCGUAAAUACUGCCCGUGGAACGACAAGACGACGCACGUAAUCGCCGUCGACACAAUCGGCCGCAGUGUCGACCCAGCCACGGGAAUUCUCCGCACCGAGCGCCUCAUCACCUGCAACCAAUCCGCUCCCAAGUGGUUUGCCUCCCUCGUCGGCGGCGGCGGCGGCGACCCGGACGUCUCCCACGUCUUUGAGACCUCAUACGUCGACCCGGCCAACAAGACCGUCACCAUGGUCUCCCAGAACCUGACCUUCGCCAACCUCAUCUCCGUCCAGGAGUCCGUGGUCUACAAGCCUGUCAGCCCGACGCAGACGCAGUUCGUUCAGGAUGCGCAGAUCACCGCCCUCUGCGGCGGCUGGCAGCGCAUCAAGAACGGUAUCGAGGACCAGUGCGUGUCGCAGUUCCGCAACAAUGCGCAAAAGGGCAAGGAAGGGUUUGAGAUGGUUCUUGCUAUGAGCAGGCGGGUGUUUGCUGAAGAGCGCGAGCGCGAGAUGCGUGUUCGCCAGGGCGCCAUGGCAGCAUGAGCCAUUUGAUGAUGGGGAAGAAGUUACGAGAGUCGCUUCCACGAUGACUUUUUCCUUCCUCCCAUCCUGGUUUGCAACAUGACAUUGGCGUUAUGCAGCGUUCCUCGUCAUUUUUUACAUCUUUUCUCAACAAGCGGGCAGCAUCAUCAUCAUCAAAAGGAUUCGGAAAAAGGGUUUUUAGACGGCGUUCAGACAUCAGAUUUUUCUUUCCCGGGCCAGGGCCAGGCCCAAAGACGGGGUGAAGGACCUUUC